UACUGGCUUGCCUUAACAUUCCAACAUCCAUGUGUAUUUGUUUUCUAAUCAUAGUAAGAGUAUUGCUUAAACCCUUAAUUCUCUCGAAGAAGACGGAGAAUUCUAAGCACUUUAUCUUAAGUAUCUUGUACGGUCAUCUGACCAAGUGCUUAUUUUUUGUUCUUCCUCAGUUGUGCUUCUGUCGAGAACAUUGUUUUGUUGGUAUUUAGAAAAUUGGAUAGUGAGCACGAUUUGACGGAUACGUUUAAGUUAUCUUUCUGUUAACACAAGAAGAGAUGGAUGUUAAGUUAAGAUCGGAGGAAAUGCCAUCCAUUGUUGAACAGAUGGGCUCAUUAGACGAUAGAUCAAUGAGUGAGCUUGAGGAGGAGAGUCUUUUUACUCUGGAAGCAGAAUCUGGAAAGCCAAAACCUGUCCUUGGACAUGAAAAUGGACAUAUUUCUAGGGGUUCACCAUCCUGUGGAGAUAAAAAUUUGCCGAAUGGUGUGUAUAAGAGCAUAGAGACUGUUGUUUUCUCAAAUAAACUCAAUUUGCUUAUGCCUUUGGGGCCAUUGGCGAUCAUGGUCCAUAAAAUCACUGGUCAUAAAGGAUGGGUCUUCUUUCUAAGCUUGCUGGGUAUAACUCCUUUGGCAGAGCGUUUAGGUUAUGCUACUGAGCAACUGGCCUUUUACACUGGUGCUACUGUUGGGGGCCUUUUAAAUGCUACAUUUGGAAAUGCAACAGAAUUGAUUAUAUCAAUUUAUGCUCUGAAAAGUGGUAUGACACGUGUCGUUCAGCUCUCAUUAUUGGGCUCAAUUUUGUCAAAUAUGUUGCUGGUGCUUGGAUGUGCAUUCUUUUGUGGAGGUCUUGUUAUUCGGAAUAAGGAACAGCGGUUUGAUAAGGCAUCCGCUGUUGUGAAUUCUGGACUGUUGUUGAUGGCUGUCAUGUGUCUGCUAUUUCCAGCUGUUCUUCACUACACACAUUCUGAGGUGCGUUUCGGAAAGUCAGAGCUGGCUCUUUCAAGAUUUAGCAGUUGCAUUAUGCUAGUGGCAUAUGCUGCCUUUCUUGUUUUCCAAUUAAAGGGUCAACAAGAGCCAUAUUUCUCUAUAACUGAGGAAGAGAAUCAGGCUACAGAUGCUGGUGAUAAUGAUGAUGAUGGCGAUGAAGAGCCAGAGAUCUCAAAGUGGGAAUCAAUUAUUUGGCUUUCAAUUAUGACAGCUUGGAUAUCUAUCCUUUCAGAGUAUCUAGUCGAUGCUAUACAGGGAGCAUCGAUCGCAUGGAACAUUCCAAUUUCAUUUAUUAGUGUAAUAUUACUUCCAAUUGUAGGGAAUGCUGCAGAGCAUGCAAGUGCUAUCAUUUUUGCCAUGAAGGACAAACUUGACAUAACUUUGGGAGUGGCAAUAGGAUCAUCAACACAAAUAUCCAUGUUUGGGAUUCCAUUUUGUGUGGUUAUCGGAUGGAUCAUGGGAUGCACCAUGGACUUGAACUUUCAAAUUUUUGAGACGGCAACUCUUUUCAUAGCUGUCAUAGUUGUUGCCUUCUUUCUGCAGGAAGGAACAUCUAAUUAUUUUAAAGGACUUAUGCUCAUUCUUUGUUAUCUAAUAGUUGCCGCAAGUUUCUUUCUACAUGAAGAUCCUUCUCCAAAAGAUUAAAAGAAAUUAAAAAUUUAGUCAAUGAAGCAAUCCAUUGUAAGGCGAAAAAAUUCCUGAAGCUUUUCAUCAUGCACGUUGUUGUGUAUAGAUAGCUCUUGGCCGCUCAAUUUUUUUGUUGUCCCCUUGCUGCUUGUUUGGUCAAGUGAGUAGGUGUCUUGAUGAUUUCGUUUUUUAUUGAAUUGGUACCAGCUUUGAUGCUAUAUGUGUGUCCAUGAUGAGUGAGAAAAUUGUGUAUAGAAUAGAGAAUAAAAAUUGAUUUCUCUUUGCAAUGUAAUUCUUCCUGUAUUCUUUUGAUUGGAAUUCCAUCCAUUCUUUUCUCA
Molecule: messenger RNA, 1948 nt
Organism: Mangifera indica (mango)
Lineage: Eukaryota; Viridiplantae; Streptophyta; Magnoliopsida; Sapindales; Anacardiaceae
Product: vacuolar cation/proton exchanger 5-like
Exons: 13
Coding region: 276-1628 (450 amino acids)
Biological process (GO): intracellular calcium ion homeostasis; calcium ion transmembrane transport
Cellular component (GO): plant-type vacuole membrane
Molecular function (GO): calcium:proton antiporter activity
Source: RefSeq, a predicted model, not a curated record